Messenger RNA from Strongylocentrotus purpuratus (purple sea urchin), 4383 nucleotides. RefSeq names its product serine/threonine-protein phosphatase 6 regulatory ankyrin repeat subunit C-like. Gene Ontology annotation, molecular function: protein binding; RNA binding; RNA nuclease activity. The transcript is spliced from 3 exons. The record is from RefSeq and is a predicted model, not a curated record. Lineage: Eukaryota; Metazoa; Echinodermata; Echinoidea; Camarodonta; Strongylocentrotidae. Gene Ontology annotation, biological process: RNA processing. The coding region runs from base 1 to 4383 and encodes 1460 amino acids.
AUGGCGCUUUCUACAGCGGUGAAGGACGGUGAUCUUGUAAAGACAAGGUCUAUUCUGGAAGACGAGACAGGUGAUACUAAGCUAGUAAUGCUACGCAGUGUGGAUUCCGAUGGAAAGACACCCCUCCACAUCGCUUCAGAAGAAGGACAUAUUAACCUCGUGAAAUAUAUGACUGAUUUGGGGGCGGAUAUAGAAAAGAAAAGUAGAAGUGGCGACGCCCCUCUUCACUAUGCGUCUCGGAGUGGUCGCCAGAAUGUUGCUCAAUAUCUCAUCGGGGAAGGAGCAGAUACCAAUAUUGGCAAUAACAAUGGCUAUACACCUCUCCAUCUUGCUUCGGAGGAAGACCAUGUUGGUGUUGUAGAAUGUUUAGUAAAAUCUGGAGCAGAUAUAAACAAAUUUUCAUGUGAUGGUUCUACACCCCUUUAUACUUCAGCAAGACAGGGUCGUCUUGCUGUGGUGAAAUAUCUCAUAACUCAAGGAGCAGACAUGACAUUAAAGGGAUGUGAAGGUAAAACUUCUCUUAGUACUGCGGCUUCCUGUGGUCAUCUCGAUGUAGUUAAGUAUCUCUUAACUGAAGGUGCAAAUAUCAACAUGGAUGACAACAACAAGUACACACCACUUCACGCUGCAUCAAGAGAGGGUCACCUUCAUGUUGUUGAAUGUCUGGUGAAUGCAGGAGCUGAUAUAAAUGAAGCAUCUCAUAACGGUUACACUCCGCUGUCAACCGCAUUAAAAGAGGGAAAUCAGGGCAUUGUGGAGUUUCUCAUAGUUAAUGAAGCAGAUAUUGGCAACAUCAAUGACGUCGGUCCACUUGUGCUUUCGAAAGCAUCAUCAGAGGGAUACACCGACGUUGUAAGGUAUAUCAUAACUAAAGGGGUAAACUACGAUUUGGGUGAUAAUGAUUGUUUGACACCACUACAUCACGCGUCACAGAAUGGUCAUCUCCAAGUUGUUGAAUGUCUGGUGGAUGCAGGAGCAAAUGUCAACAAAUCAUCCAAUAACGGACACGCACCUCUCUAUACUGCAUUGAUUAAAGGUCACCUUGACAUUGUAAAAUAUUUUAUCCUUACAUCGGCAGAUAUUGGGAUCAGAGAUGACAUCUGCACAAACGCAAUUCGUCAUGCGUUUAUUUAUGGGUAUCACGAUGUUUUAAAAUAUCUCAUCGGUAAAGUUGAUGACCUUGAUAGGUGUGAUGUUGAUGGUAACACACCUCUUUAUCUUGCAUCAAAGACAGGCCUUUUCGACCUUGUUGAGUGCAUCGCGAAUAAAGGAGCAAAUGUGAACAAAGCAUCAGGACAUGAUGGUCUCACGCCCCUCUACGCCGCUUCACAAGGAGGAUAUCUCGAGGUAGUUGAGUGCCUCGUGAAUAAAGUAGCAGAUGUGAACAAAGCAUCGGGACAUGAUGGUCCUACGCCUCUCUACGCCGCUUCACAAGAAGGCUAUCUCGGGGUAGUUGAGUGCCUCGUGAAUAAAGGAGCAGAUGUGAACAAAGCAUCAGGACAUGAUGGUCUCACGCCCCUCUACGCCGCUUCACAAGGAGGCUAUCUCGGGGUAGUUGAGUGCCUCGUGAAUAAAGGAGCAGAUGUGAACAAAGCAUCAGGACAUGAUGGUCUCACGCCCCUCUACGCCGCUUCACAAGGAGGCUAUCUCGGGGUAGUUGAAUGCCUCGUGAAUAAAGGAGCAAAUGUGAACAAAGCAUCAGGACAUCAUGGUACACCGUUACGUGGAGCAACGGAAGGGGAACAUAUACUAGUUGUGACAUACCUCAUAUCUAAAGAGGCAGAUCUAAAUACAUGUUGUGCUGAUGAUAAUAACUAUACCCUUCUUCAUAUUGCUUCAAAGACAGGUCACCUUGAUAUUGUUGAGUGUCUCGUAAAUGCAGGAGCAGAUGUAAACAAGGUAUCACACGAUGGUUAUGCACCACUAGCCAUAGCAUUACGUUAUGAACAACGGGAAAUAGCAGAAUUUCUCAUGGCAAAGGAAGCAGAUCUGGGACAUACUGAUAAUUGCAAUACUCUCCUCCAAAAUGCAACUUCCAAGGGUAAUAUCGAUGCUGUAAAGUAUAUCAUACGUAAAGGAGUUGACGUUUAUACUGGCGAUGGAUAUGGUUUUACAUCCCUCCAUUACGCGACACGAAACGGACAAAUCGAUGUUGUUAAAUGUCUGGUGAAUGCAGGAGCUGAUGUCAAAAAAGCAGCAAAGAAUGGCGAGAAAUCUCUCUACACGGCGUCAUAUAAAGGUCAUGUAGACAUUGUAAAAUAUCUAAUUUCUAAAGGCGCCAACCCGAAUUGUGUUGAAAACGAUGGUUAUACACCACUGUACAUUGCCUCACAAGAGGGUCAUCUUGAUGCUGUUAGAUAUCUAGUAAAUGCAGGAGCUGAUGUCAAGAAAGCAGCAACGAAUGGCGCGACACCUCUUUAUGCGGCAUCAUCUAAUGGUACAGUAGACAUUGUAAAAUGUCUCAUUUCUAAAGGGGCCAACCCGAAUUCGGUUGAUAACUAUAGUUAUACACCCCUGUACAUUGCAUCACAAAAGGGCAAUAUUGAUGUUGUUGAAUGUCUAGUUAAUGCAAGAGCUGAUGUAAACAAAGCAAUAAAGAAUGGCAUGACACCUCUUCAUGUGGCGUCAGAUAAUGGUGAAGUAGACAUUGUAAAAUAUCUCAUUGCUAAAGGGGCUAACCCGAAUUCGGUUGAUAACAAUGGUUAUACACCUUUGUUUAUUGCCUCACACAAUGGUUCUCUACAGGUUGUUGAAUGUCUGGUGGAUGCAGGAGCAGAUAUCAACACACCAUCGAAUAACGGACAUGCACCACUCUAUACUGCAUUGAUUAAAGGUCACCUUGACAUUGUAAACUAUUAUAUCACUAGAAAGGCAGAUAUCGGGAUCAGAGAUGACAUCGGCACAACGGCAAUUCGACAUGCGUUUCUUAAUGGUUACCUCGAUGUUGUCAAAUAUCUCAUCGGUAAAGUUGAUGACCUUGAUAGGUAUGAUAUUGAUGGUAACACACCUCUUUAUCUUGCAUCAGAGAAAGGCCUUCUCGACCUUGUUGAGUGCCUUGUGAGUAAAGGAGCAGAUCUGAACAUAGCAUCAGGGCAUGACGGAUACACGCCCCUCUACGCUGCUUCACAAGGAGGCUAUCUCGAGGUAGUUGAGUGCCUUGUGAGUAAAGGAGCAGAUCUGAACAUAGCAUCAGGGCAUGAAAGAUACACGCCCCUCUACGCCUCUUCACAAGGAGGCUAUUUCGAGGUAGUUGAGUGCCUCGCGAAUAAAGGAGCAGAUGUGAACAAUGCAUCCGGACAUGAUGGUCUCACGCCCCUCUACGCCGCUUCACAAGGAGGCUAUCUCAAGGUAGUUGAAUGCCUAGUGGAUAAAGGAGCAGAUGUGAACAAAGCAUCAGGACAUCAUGUAAAUGCAGGAGGAGAUGUAAACAUAGCACCAAAGAAUGGCAUGACACCUCUUUUUGCUGCAUCAGAUACUGGUGCAGUAGACGUUGUAAAAUGUCUCAUUUCUAAAGGGGCCAACCCGAAUUCGGUUGAUAACGAUAAUUAUACACCCCUGAGCGUUGCCUCACUUGAGGGCCAUCUUGAUGUUGUUAAAUGUCUAGUAAAUGCAGGAGGAGAUGUAAACAUAGCACCAAAGAAUGGCAUAACACCUCUCUAUACGGCGUCAUAUAAAGGUCAUGUAGACAUCGUAAAAUUUCUCAUUUCUAAUGGUGCGAACCCGAAUACAGUUUAUUCAGAUUAUUACACAACCCUGAGCAUUGCCUCACUUGAGGGUGAUCUUGAUGUUGUUGAAUGUCUUGUGAAUGCAGGAGCUGAUGUGAACAAAGCAGCAAAGAAUGUUGAUACACCCCUGUACGUUGCCUCACGCAAGGGUCAUCUUCGCGUUGUUGAAUGUCUAGUGAAUGCAGGAGCUGAUGUAAACAAAGCAAACAAAAAUGGCACAACACCUCUUCAUGUAACAUCAGAUAAAGGUGCAGUUGACGUUGUAAACUAUCUAAUUUCUCAAGCUGCGAACCCAAAUACUGUUGAUAACGAUGGCUAUUCACCUUUACAUGCUGCUUCACAGAAAGGCCAUCUUGAUGUUGCUGAAUGCCUAGUAAAUGCAGGAGCUGAUGUCAAGAAACCAGCAACUGAUGGUGAUCUACCACUUCAUGCUGCCUCUCAUAAUGUUAACCUGGAAGAAAUAGACAUUGACCAGAAGGUAGAUGUUUUCAAUAACUCUCUUGCGUCAAAUCUUGAUCGUCACGCACCAGUCAAGCAAAGGAAAGUGAAACUGCGUCCCUAUGCUCCUUGGUACAACCAUGAAAUCCGGAAGGCUAAACAAGCUCUUCGUGCAAAGGAAAGGCGGUGGAAAAGACCAGGUGCUCAUCUACAACAGUAG